AAAACAGAUCACACCCUAUUUUGCAUAAAGCUUCAUUGAAUAUAACUUUUUAGUUGAAUUUUGUAGCCCACAAAACAAUUCACCACGUUCGUUGUUUUUAUAUUUGUGUUUUUUUUUCACUUCCUGUUUGGAGUGGUUACCCUGGCCAUGACACGGAAUUUUCUGCUCGAAAACCGGAUGAUGGUGAGCCAGACAUCUCGAAACUACCAGCUGCCUACGGUGGCGUCCAGGGCCAGGUGCCACGGACCAGCCAAGCUCGGAUUAACCACCAUUCAGCGUGGUUUGACUGUUGGUAAAGCACUACCAAGUAAGACCACCAGUCGACAGAAGCUCUCCGAGAAGCAGAUCCAAACGGAGGACAUUAGCGACGAGCGGUUUCUCAGUGCCGCCCUGCUCAAGUGCUCCGAGAAGUCCCCAUCCCCAUCACAAACCCACUUAUCAUCCCGCAGCGAAGGCGACGAGGGGGGACUGUUUCUGGGAGAGGGGCUAGGUGUGCGACGCACUGCAUCCAAUUACGAGCUGGGCAGGAUGCCCGAACGCGAUGCCUACCAACCGGGGCAGUACACACUGCACAGGCCGUUGGCCAACGCGUUCGGCAUUUUGCCCAGCGGAUUGAAUCACCUGGACACCAGUUGCUCCUCUAAUACAAAGUCAGAUGAAGAGGCAUCCUCCAGGAUAAGUUCUCCCAGAUGCCGGCAAAUGGACAUUCCGGAGGUGGUAGAUGUAGACCCGCAGGAUGUCCUAAGCCUGCAUUCCCAAUCAUCCUGCGAGGAGCUCCAUUCCAAAAAAACUCAGCCCCAGGAAGUGGAGGUCCAAGCACAGGAGGAUCAUCAGAAGGAGCUGGAGAAGCAGUCGGAGCCCCAUCUCAUCCUGCUUUCCAGUGAACAGAGAAGGGAACUUCUGGAGGCCGCCCAGGAGCGGCAAAGACAGUUGAUAUCUGAGUACAAUCGCCUGCCCCUUUCCAUGGGCACUUUGCGGGUGCGCAAUCUCAAAAAGAAGUUGGAGCGAGAGUUGGACGCGGUGGACCAUGACCUCAGCAUGCUUUUGCAGGCGAAAGUCUACUUGAAGCAGGAGAACAAUUGUGAAUCCAUUUGCCUAUCAAAAAAUGUAGACAAAAACAGGUGGUUAAAUAAAAUUUAGCUUAAACAUA
Drosophila biarmipes is the source of this 1150-nucleotide messenger RNA. RefSeq lists its product as uncharacterized. Gene Ontology annotation, cellular component: cytoplasmic microtubule. Lineage: Eukaryota; Metazoa; Arthropoda; Insecta; Diptera; Drosophilidae. Bases 148 to 1140 code for a protein of 330 amino acids. The record is from RefSeq and is a predicted model, not a curated record. The transcript has a single exon.